UAUGAAAUGCAUCAUAUUUGUAUUCAACAUUUUCUUUGGUUUAUUUUAACUGCGUGUAUCCUUUUUUUUUCAUCUAUCCAAUUCUCCAUCCAUAUUCAAUGUCUAAGGGGUUAUUUCGACACAUUAUCAUAGGCUCGUGGUUUCCAUGGUGCCUAUCGGGGGGAUUAAAGUUGCAUUCUAGCAGCCUGCAUUAAGAAACCUCGAAGUGUCAAACUAAACAAAUGGCCUUUGACCUACUGUAACCCGGACAUACAAAUUAAGAGGAAUUAGUCCUUUAUUUAUGUGUUUGUUAUCUUUUAUAGCCGACUCUCGGGUCAUUUUCACCUUUCCAUUGUGUUGUCUUCCCACCACCAUCAAUCACGGCCCAAUCAUCUCCUGUUGUUAGCGCUGUGGGACGGCCUGGCUGCUCUUAUCACCCGUCGUCCCACAGGUGUCGAGCUCACUCCGCUCUCACUAAAAAUGACAACAGGAGCUCUGCGCCUCUGGCUCGUCCUCGCUCUGCGGCUGAGAUGCGUCGCCGUCCCGCUGGACAAGGGGAGAGCGGGGCGGCACGACGGCUCGGACGCGACGAACGCGGCGAGCGAGAAGGUGGACGCGUUGAUGCACGUGAAGGAUUUACCUCGAGCAGCGGUGGCUCCUCAUAAGAAGGCGCCUCAGUUCAUGUUGGAUCUUUUUAACGCGGUGUCCGUCUCCGACGGGAGCCAGAAGGACAUUCUGGAAGGAAACAUAGUGCGGAGUUUCGAGGAUAAAGGUCAUGCCGGAGAGAGGUUUCACUUCUUCAAUCUGUCAUCUUUCGGCAGAGAGGAGAGAAUGAUCAAAGCGGAGUUCCGUUGGUUUCGAAAGAAACAGAAGUUUUUCUUUGGAAAGUCCUAUGGGCCACAUUUCUACAAGGUGGAUCUGUAUGAGGUGCUGGACAGCCGAGUGAAGCCAUGGAGAGGAAACCUCAUCACCUCCAGACUGGUGCCCCUUUACACACAAGGAUGGGAAGUCUUCAAUGUCACUCAAACGGUGUCAAAGUGGAUCCGCAACAGCCAGGAGAACAAUGGCAUCCUUGUGGUGACCACACUUCCCUCUGGAAACUGGAUGGAGUCAGUGGUGUCCUCGUCGAAGCGGAACGGAGGGCUGACGGACACAAACGCCUACCUGGUCAUAUUCUCAGAUGACGGGAGGACAGGAGCAUCAAACCAGUCAUACCUGGGACAAACCCAACCUGCGGCGGCGGCCCCUGAGCUUCACGAUCACCGCAGCCGGAGACGACGUGCGUCUCCAGGUUUCCUGCCCUACGGCCGCUCCCAGUCCUGCCAGCGGGUUCCCCUCUUCGUGGACUUUGAGGAGAUCGGCUGGUCCGGCUGGAUCAUCUCCCCGCGGGGAUACAACGCCUACCACUGCAAAGGCUCCUGCCCGUUCCCACUGGGGGGGAACCUCCGAGCGACCAACCACGCCACGGUGCGCUCCAUCAUACACGCGCUCAAGCUCUCGGGCGACGAAGUGGGAGCCCCCUGCUGCGUUCCCGACAGACUCCAGUCCAUCAGCUUGUUGUAUUUUGACGACGAGGAGAACGUGGUUUUGAAGCAGUAUGACGACAUGGUGGCACUCAGCUGCGGCUGCCAUUGACUGGCUGAGCAUCUCCUGCACUCUUUAACACUGGGACAAUGAGGGAUGGGGAGAUGAUGGUUUGCUUCAGUUGAUUAAAACGCUGUAUUUUUUUUCGCAUAUGUUAAUUAAUGUAUUAUUUUUGAGAAGGAAAAAAAACUAUUCCUCAGCUAGUAUCCUUUGAUCAUUUGAAUAGAUUUACAAUAAAGUAAAAAAUAUGCUGUU
Messenger RNA from Cyclopterus lumpus (lumpfish), 1818 nucleotides. RefSeq names its product bone morphogenetic protein 4-like. The transcript has 5 exons. Gene Ontology annotation, biological process: SMAD protein signal transduction. Gene Ontology annotation, molecular function: cytokine activity; growth factor activity. Bases 460 to 1614 code for a protein of 384 amino acids. The record is from RefSeq and is a predicted model, not a curated record. Gene Ontology annotation, cellular component: extracellular region. NCBI's taxonomy places the organism in Eukaryota, Metazoa, Chordata, Actinopteri, Perciformes, Cyclopteridae.